UUUGCAGAAUAAGUCAUAUUACAACAUUGUUAAAAGGUGACUAUAAGGAGAAAACCUUCCAAGAUGUUGAACAUUUCGAACAUAUCAUCUGCAGCGAACAUUUCAUUGAUGAAUUCGACUCGAGCUCUGGCACAUCAUAACAAAAAAUAUGAAGCGGACCACAAAUCACUCACCAUCAUAUUCUUCAUAUUCUUUUCCUGUGCCUUGGGAGCUCUAGUGAGACAGAUCAUUCACUGCCUGAAGAUCCGGCUGCCCUACACCGUUGUAUUGUUGGUCCUGGGAGUUCUGUUUGGCCUGCUGUCCUCCAACAAUGCCACCAUCCAUGCAUAUGCUGGAGUGGUAGAGACUGACCCCCACCUCCUCCUAUUUAUAUUUCUGCCUGUCCUAAUUUUUGAGUCGGCGUUUGGGAUGGAGGUCCAUACAUUUAUGAAAACUUUCAUUCAGGUGUUACUUUUGGCAAUUCCUGGUUUGGCCAUGGCUUCACUGUUCACUUGCCUUCUGGCCAGGUAUUUAUUUACGUAUGAAUGGGACUGGAACAUAGGAAUGAUGUUUGGCUCUAUUCUCAGUGCCACAGACCCUGUGGCCGUGGUGGCUUUACUCAGGGAUUUAGGUGCAUCCAAACAGUUGGCUAUGGUGGUUGAAGGAGAAUCAUUGGUCAAUGACGGAACAGCCAUUGUGUUCUAUAAUGUCUUUGUUCAACUGGCCACAUCAGAAAAAGGACUUACUGGAGGAGAGAUUGUUGUGAAAUUCUUGCAAGUUGCCCUAGGGGGCCCUCUGUGGGGAUUCUUCACUGCAAAGAUCACUUUGUUCUGUCUUUCUCGGGUGUUUAAUGAUGCCUUGGUGGAAAUUACUAUCACUUUAGCUUCCACUUACCUAACUUUCUAUGUAGGGGAGGUAUAUUUAGGCGUGUCUGGAGUGCUGGCCACCGUGGUGCUGGGGGUCACCAUGAAUGCAGGGAAGACUAUGAUUAGCCCUGAAGUCGAACAUUUCCUCCACAGAUUCUGGGAGACAUUGGCAUACAUUGCUAAUACCCUCAUCUUCAUCAUAGUCGGCAUGGUUAUAGCAGAAAAAGCCAUUUUUGAAAUCCACGGAAUUGACUGGUUCUACAUGUUUGCUCUGUACUUCGGAAUAUUUGUUAUCAGAGGACUUGUGAUUGCCAUCUUCAGUCCCAUUUUGCGACACACAGGGUAUGGUUUGUCUUGGCAGGAAGGGAUGGUGAUGACCUGGGGUGGGUUGAGGGGAGCAGUGGGCUUGGCCCUGGCCUUGCAGGUUGCCCAUCAUGAAGAGAUUGACUCGGAAACUGUUGGCAUUCGAGUUCUGAUCCAUGUCUCAGGGGUUGUGUUUCUGACUUUGUUGAUCAAUGCUACCACCUGUUCUACUCUACUUAAAGUCCUAGGCAUGAGUGACAUAUCCCCAGCUAAAAAGAUGUCCAUGGCAAAUUCCCUGAGAUUCCUGGAGGACAUGAGAGAAAAGGCACUAAAUAUGCUGAAGUCAGACAGAUUUUUGGCUGAUGCUGACUGGGACACAGUGGAAAAGAGCUGUGAAAUCGAUGAUCCAUAUAAAACCACAGAGGAGGAGGCAGAAGUGGAGGAUUCGCUGGACAUCCGGCCAAAUGCCAUCUGUCCCGAGUGUGACUCCAAACUGCCUGCCCAGUACACCAGAAAAGAACUCCGUGAUAUGACCAACGAAGCCAUCCUCAGAAUGCUCAAAGCUGAGAAGAUGAGUUACUGGAGGCAGUUUGAACAAGGAAUGUUGUCCCGUGAAGCUGUCAGGAAGUUGCAUGACUGUACAGACAUAGCAGCAGACAAACAGGGGAAAUUCAUAGAUGUUGAUGAAAUAAAGAAAAGUUGGGAAGUGCCAAAGUUUUAUGUAAAUAUCAAAAGAUUUGUAAUGAAGUUGAUUGACGGGAUAGACAUUCCUGAGCCGAAGUCAGUGAUUCUCCGUUACUUGUACCGAGUCACGCAGCACCAUGCUUUCUACUUCACCAUGGUAUCCAUUAUCAUCAUCGACAUGGUUAAUGUGGCUUUGUCCAUCGUUUGUCAGUACCACCCAGACUGGAAGGACAAACAGAACAUCUUCCGCAGCCUGAACGUCCUCUUUGUGGCUUUGUACAUUGUGGAGUGUGUUGUCAAGGUGCUUGUUCAGAGAAAAGAGUACAUCAGGAAUGGCUGGAACAGUCUGUGUGUGGCCAUAAUCUCCCUCGGUGUGCUGGACAUCAUUGUUGGUUUCACCCUUCCAGCUGUGUUUAGAGGUGACCAUAAAUCAGUGACAAUCACUGUUGUCAUCUUCAUGCUAUUCAGGAUCAUCCGAUUAUUCAGACUUCUGGAGCCUUUGAUGCCAUUAGUGGUGAAGCUACUAAAACGUCAGAUCAGUAAACAGCUGAGCUAUGGCUACGAUGUGGGGAGGGGAUAUGUGGCUGGAGAAGAAGAGGUCAGGAAACUGAUUGACCACAUGGUGGACCAGAAGGACAUCGCCAAGAACCUCAAACAGUCAAGUGACAAUGGGCGCCUGGAUGUCAUCAGGUGUCUUGGAAUGUUACAGAAACAACACCCAGACAUUGCCCUGUCAAUCAAAACUCGUCAGGCCAUCCGCAGCGUCCUUAACAAUCUUAGGGAUGGUGUCCAUGAACUCUUGAUGGAUGGAAUCUUGGAGGAGGCAGAGGGAACCAAACUAGAAAAGAUGGUAGAAGAGAAGAUGAAAAGGUUAUUGAAUUUCCCGCCCAAUCUGCCGUUACCUCCUCCUGAAUUUAUGCUGAAGCACGUUUUCUGGCUCCGUAAUGACACCAAACUCAUCUCCUACAUCAAGAGCCAGGCCAAACUAAUCAGCUACAACUAUGAUGAUGUGAUUAUCCAUGAGGGAGAUCCGCCGGGCGGAAUCUACAUCCUCGUGUCUGGAAUGGUGCGGAUCAAUAAGGCACACCAGUUGGAGUCCACCAUACAGCCUGGGAAGCCAAUAAUCUACGAAGGCAAACCGACCAGUGGCUCAGAACUGCAGAUCAAAGCCAACCUGAUUGACUUCUUGACCUCGGGGAAUAUCAUCGGGGAGAUGGGUCUGCUUACCAAGCGACCCCGAUCAGCCACUGUCACAUGCGAAACCUCAGUACAGGUACUGUUUAUCAGUGGUGAAGACAUGGAAAAGGCAAUGUUGGAAUUCCAUGACAGUGAACCUUCACUGGAGUACAGACUGUGGCAUGUGUGUGCCAAUCGAAUCGCUACCUCCAUACUUAUGAAACAGCCCGCCUACCAGGGCUGGACUAAGGAAAAGAUAAAGUUACAGCUUGAAAACUCAUACCUCCUGGAUUCAGAUGAUAUUGACAUCUUCACAGUGGAUGCAACCAUGAGUGAUGUUGUUCUCAUCAAUGGACAUGCCCAGAAUGUAUUUACCAGAGAAGCAUUUUCAGCUCCAUGUUAUAUUCCUUGGACUGUUCUUAAACUAGAACUUCAGCCUGAGAAGGGACCUAAGACGGUACUACUGAUUGUCCCGACAGAAAUGGGUCAGCCUACCCACUCCCAGCACGUGUCUGGCCAUGACACCAAGCACGGACAUGGGGCCUUCGUUCGGUCCAUCAGCCAGCUGUGUCUGAAACAUGCCUCCAACCACCGCAGCAAAGUCAUGUCAAAGUGGAAGAUUAAUGAACAGCUUCAGAAAAUAAGGACGGUUAAGAAAAUCCAGCAAGCUAAGAGCUUAGGAAUUUUGACCAACAAAAAUGUGGACUUGUCGUCCGACCACAAAACCCAUGUCAAAUUAUUCAAUGAGGAAAAUGAAGAGCCUAAUCGCUGUAUGUACACUGGCUCUUACAAACACCAUUAUUUGACCUCUAUAACUUUGUACAUACACAGAGAGAGGACACUGUUUGCGGGAGUUCGAGCCUCGACCCCCGGUCUGUUGGAGGGGAGACCACUUCGUUCCCUGUCCAUGGAUUACCAGCCCAGUCAUUCUGAUGCUGACUUAGAACCACGAACAGUCGUGCGGCGGUCAAUUAGUGCUGACCCUGCCCAGUCUAGCAGUGGAUCCAGCCAAUCAGAGAAUAACUCUUCAAGUUUCCACAGUACUACAUCGAAUGCCAGUGUGUACAGUCCAAAUGUAGUUGAUCCAAACUUUAUUCUUCACACCAAAAUCAUUGAGGAGAAUGAAGAAAUUGUGUCUCCAGAUGAAAGCCCCUCCCCCACUUUGAAAAAUGACAGAAAGAAGAAGGAGCAUGCACACUUUGGCCCCACCCACUAUGUGGGUGAGAGAAAAGAGUUUUUAUCAGACACAAGUUCCUCUUCUGAAAGCCCAGUUUGUGAUCGAGCUGACUCGGUGAUUGACACAAACAUUAACAGUGUAAACGAAAACGUUGGAAAUCACAUACCAGAAUCAACGCCAAAUAUAGAGACAUACAGUAGUAUGGCAGACAACACACCAGACCAAUCAAAGCUGGACGGACUGACAGACGGAAUGUAUGUCUGUUCCCUGACCGUGGGAAAUGGCCAUCCAAAAUUAUCUCGGGUAGACCGAGAAGAAACCAAAUUCUGACCCACUUCCCUCAGUUAAAAUUUAUUCUAAAUGUGUCUCUAAAUCAUUUUAUAAAUGUAUGUCUCAGCUGUGGUUUCCAGUUAUGUGAUGUACAAUGUAGGAUAUAAUGAUCCUGUUAGAAAACACACACAUAUUGUACCAGAGUGAAUUCCAUGUGUAACUCUACCUGUCUGUCUAAUAUCUCCAUCUAUCUAUCUAUAGUUUGUCAUUCUAUCAAUCUGUUUAUAUUUAUCUAUCAUCAAUCUACCUGGUUUUGAAUUAUUUUUAUGAUACCUACAAAGAACAAAUUCUUAGUUUUAAUAGUUUUAGUAUGGUGUAUAUUUAGUUGUAAUGAAAUCUGUAAACAGAUGUAUUCUAAAAACACAUGAUUUAAGUUAUCAAUAGAUAUUUAAAAAUUUUGUUAUAUACAUAUUGAAAUAUAACACUUAUUGUAUACAAUAAAAAUUGUCAAGUGGA
This is a messenger RNA of Ostrea edulis (European flat oyster), 4971 nucleotides long. RefSeq names its product sodium/hydrogen exchanger 10-like. Gene Ontology annotation, molecular function: sodium:proton antiporter activity. Gene Ontology annotation, biological process: proton transmembrane transport. Lineage: Eukaryota; Metazoa; Mollusca; Bivalvia; Ostreida; Ostreidae. The coding region runs from base 64 to 4515 and encodes 1483 amino acids. The record is from RefSeq and is a predicted model, not a curated record. The transcript has 29 exons. Gene Ontology annotation, cellular component: membrane.